UAUUUAAAUUUGAUAAUGAAAAAUCAGAGGAGAGGAUUGAUGCUCAGUGAGCCGCCGAUACGCAAAUGGGCUGCCCCAGAGAAGAACGACGGCGCUACAUCCAUCAAAAUAAGAGAGAUUUUGAGCUGCCAUCAGACGACAUUCAAUGCCACGGUUUUCUUUUCUAUCCUGCCAAUUACUGCGUGUUCCAUCUGCCUCUUCGAUCGAUCUCAUGUUCGAUCCGUUGAGUCUUUAUCUUUUUCUCUCGUUUUUACCUAAUCUUCAUGCUGAGUUUUUACUGCUGGGUCAGGUUUUGAUGGGAAUUCAACUGGGUUUCUUGUUUGAUAUGGGUUUGACUUGUGCUGCUGUAGUUGCAGUUGAGAUGUAGGAGAAGAUUCCUGCGAGGGAAUACUUUAAGAGUUCUUAGAGAACUUACCAUUUUGCAUUUUAGAGGAUAUUGCACGUGAUUUUGCAAAAUAUCUGGAAAUAUUGGUCAUGGAUAUUUCAGAGUCUGAUACAAGUCGAGACUUGGAGCACAAAACGAAAAAGAGAAAGCAAGAACAGUUUGAUACUGCUCCUGAAGUUAACAAUGUGGGCAGUGUUUGUUCUGGUUCUGAAAAUGCGUCUUCAAUGGAUAAUAUCCUGUCUGAAAAUGAUCCAGCUCCAGAUGCCACGAUCAUUAUAUGCUCAAAGUUGGAAUCUGAAACAGGACAAUCUCAUCCAGUGAUAUGUAAUCCGGAAGGAAAUGUUCAUGGAAAGGAGCAUAACGAUGACCAUGAAUUUUCAAAGGAUAUGGAUACAGAGCAUGAAAAUAUAAAUGGUUCUGCGAGUCUUAUCCUGAAUACAGUAGAUGUAAAACAAAAUGUUGCUAGAUAUAGUAUUGAAAUGGAAGAGCCGAGUUCCAUGAAUGCUUACAAAGAAGACUCUAGGGUCUCUGAAGAUCCAAGUUCUAGGAGAGAUCACGAUGAUCAUGGAAACGUAGCCAUUGUUCCCCAAGAACUGACCAAGGAAAUGAUAGAUGGGACAAAGGAUGCAUGUAUAAUUCAUCAUUCUACAGAGAAAGCCUCCGACUCUGAUUAUCAUUUUCCAUGUAACGAGCAGGAAUAUGAGAGGGAUGAUUCAUUGAAAACUUCAGAUAUAGAACAGAUAAAUGGUGCAUGUGGUAAUAAUGUCUCAGAGAAGUUUGUGAAAGAUGCCAUGGAGGAAGCUUCUGUUUGCUGUACAGUUGGGGAGGAGAAUGAUGAUGAAACUUCAACAAGCAAGGAGCAGAUUAUAUCAACUCCUUCCUGCAUGCCUCCUGAAGAAGAAAAUGCUGAUACUGUGAAGGAAGAAGAAGAAGUUGUAUGUUUCUCAGCUUCUGGUGAAACAAGCAUCAGUAUGGAUGCUAUUAUUGAAGAGAACGCUCCAUUGUUGGUAUUGGAUACUUCAGAGAAAGGAGAUUCUAUUGGUUCUUCAAGGAAAAAGCUUCUUGUUCUUGAUGUAAAUGGACUGCUUGCAGAUUUCAUUUGUUACGUUCCUUAUGGGUAUAAGCCAGAUAUAAUAAUAGGACAAAAAGCAGUAUUCAAGAGGCCAUUUUGUGAUGAUUUUAUAAAGUUUUGUUUUGAAAGAUUCGAGGUGGGUGUUUGGUCAUCAAGAACCCGGAGAAAUGUUGACAUGGUGAUAGAUUUUCUAAUGGGAGACUUAAAACAAAAAUUACUCUUUUGCUGGGAUCAAUCACAUUGUACCGAUACCACAUUCUCUACCGUUGAGAACAUGCACAAGCCUCUAGUUUUGAAGGAAAUUAAAAAGCUGUGGAAAUACCUUAAGCCACGAGAGUUUAAUGCAUCAAACACUCUAUUGUUGGAUGAUUCUCCACACAAGGCAUUGUGCAAUCCGGCAAACACUGCAAUAUUUCCUGUAACGUAUCGGUUUAGGGAUGUUGCCGAUACAUCGUUAGGACCUGGAGGCGAUCUUCGAGUUUAUUUGGAAGGCUUAUCAGUGGCAGAAAACGUUCAAAAAUAUGUCGAACAGAAUCCUUUUGGUCAACGUCCCAUUACAGAAAAGAACCUGUCUUGGAAGUUUUAUCGACGAAUCAUAUAUUUUGUCGAGCGCCAAAACGAUCGGGACGAUACCAAUUCUUUCAAAUGGAACUGAUAGGUAAACUUGAGAGGGCAUUGUAGCCUUUUGGUAUAUAUGCUGUUGAAGGGUUUUUGGUGCAUAAACGAUGAAUUUCUUAACCUUAGUUUCUCUUGAUUCAUAAUUUUCCUUAGUUUAAAACAAAAACAUGAAUGAAAUAUAGUGUGGUUAAUUUUAUAGUCAA
Messenger RNA from Momordica charantia (bitter melon), 2278 nucleotides. RefSeq lists its product as uncharacterized. Lineage: Eukaryota; Viridiplantae; Streptophyta; Magnoliopsida; Cucurbitales; Cucurbitaceae. The record is from RefSeq and is a predicted model, not a curated record.